AUGGUAGGUUCAUUGUCUCCUUACAUAGGAAAUAUAACUUUCCUUAGUGUGAUCAAUCUUGAGGACAACAACUUCCAUGGCACCAUCCCUGAAGAAAUCGGCAGAUUGACUCGCCUCCAAUAUCUUCUUCUAGCCAACAACUCCUUUCAUGGGAUGAUUCCGACUAACCUGACUCGUUCUGACCUUGAAGUCAUUGAUGUAAACGGAAAUGAUCUUGAAGGAACAAUUCUUGUCGAGUUCAACACCUUGUCCAAGCUCCAACAAUUGAGUCUUUCCAGAAAUCACUUCUCUGGAAAAAUUCCACCGUCAUUGGGGAAUCUCACCUCGCUGUGCUUUCUCAGUCUAUCUACUAACAAUCUACAAGGAAGCAUUCUUGUUGAUCUUGGAAAGCUUUUUAACUUAGAAGUCUUCCAGGUGACUUCAAAUCAAUUGUCCGGUACAAUUCCUGCACAGCUCUACAACAUCUCUUCCAUCAAAAUCUUAGCUGUUAACCACAAUCUGUUAAUUGGACAUCUUCCAUCUAGCUUAGGCCUGAAUUUCCCAAAGCUCCACUCAAUUUUCGCUGAAAGAAACAGAUUUUUUGAAUCCAUUCCUGCAUCACUAGCAAAUGCUGCCGGAAUUGUGAUAAUCAUUCUUGGAGGAAAUGCUUUUAAUGGGCCAAUACCACUGGAUUUGGGAAGCCUUCAUGAACUACAAGUGUUACAUUUAGGCGGUAAUCCACUGCGAACUGACAGAAGCAAAGACUUCAGCUUUCUGACCUCUUUCACCAACUGCACCAAGUUGAGACUACUGAGUUUAUAUGAAAUUCACAUUGGAGGUAUGUUGCCAAAUUCUAUUGCGAAUCUAUCCACCACUCUCACAUCACUGUAUUUGCAAGGGAACUAUAUAUCUGGAAGCAUACCUGUUGGGAUUGUCAACCUUGUCAACUUGGUCGUGCUCAACUUAAACAAUAACAUGCUCACAGGUAGUAUUCCAGAUUCCAUUGGAAAACUUACCAGGUUGAAUAGACUCAAUAUUUCAGCAAACAAAAUCUCUGGAAGAAUUCCAACCUCUAUUGGCAACAUUACUCGACUAAGCGUACUUGCUUUACAAGAAAAUGUGCUAGAAGAAAGCAUACCAGCUUCCUUGGGAAAUUGCAGAAACUUGGAAGUGCUAAAUCUUUCACACAAUCACCUCACUGGUCCCAUACCUGAACAAAUUUUCCAUCUGUCUUCCAAUACACGUUGGCUCUACUUAGCUAGAAAUCAUUUGACAGGAUCAUUACCACCGCAAGUGGGCAACAUGAAAAAUCUUGAGGUGUUGGACAUUUCAGAAAACAAGCUCUCUGGUGAAAUUCCAAGUACUCUUGGCGAUUGUCUGAAAUUGGAAUCCCUCAACGCACGAGGCAAUUCCUUCAGAGGAAAUAUACCUUCAUCUUUUGAACUAUUAAAAGGCAUUCAAGUCGUAGAUCUUUCUGGUAAUAAUUUGUCAGGGCAGAUUCCAAGGUUUCUUGGUGAGUAUGUUUUUAUUAAAAAACUCAAUCUUUCGUAUAAUAUGUUCGAGGGUGAAGUUCUAAAGGAAGGAAUCUUUAUGAACAUUAGUGUGAUUUCAGUUGAGGGAAAUAACAAGCUGUGUGGAGGAAUUGAGGCAUUGCAAUUGCCUGCAUGUCCUACCACAGUCUCAAAGAAACAAGGAAAGUCUUCUGCUCAUAAAAAAAAUCUUGUGACUAGUGUUGUGCUAGGUAUUUUGUCAAUAGCAUGUGGUGGUGCUAUUCUUUACCUAAUCAGAAGGCACAAACAGGAACCCAAUUUGGCCUUACCAAUGAAGAUGAUCCAGUAUCCAAAACAUUCUUAUGCAGAACUUCUUCAAGCUACCAAUGGGUUCUCUCCAGCCAGCUUAAUUGGUGAUGGAACAUAUGGUUCAGUUUAUAAAGGGACCCCCAACAGUUAUGAACAAACUGUUGCUGUGAAGGUUUCAAACCUCCAACAAGAUGGAGCCAAAAAGUGCUUUAUGGCUGAAUGUGAGGCAUUGAGGAACAUUCGUCAUCGCAAUAUCAUCAAGCUCAUUACAUCUUGCACAAGCAUAGAUUUUAAGGGCAACGAUUUCAGCGCUUUGGUUUACAAGUUCAUGCCAAAUAGGAGUUUAGAAAGUUGGCUACAUCCAAAUUCAUCUGAUCUGCAUCACUCAAAGAGCCUAAACUUAGUCCAGAUGCUAAAUAUUGCCAUCGAUGUGGCCUCUGCAUUGGAUUAUCUUCACAAUCAUUGUGAAACACCAAUUGUCCAUUGCGACUUAAAGCCAAGCAACAUUCUCCUAGAUGACAACCUCUGUGCCCAUGUAGGUGAUUUUGGCCUUUCAAGGUUUCUUUUCGCCUCCGCAAGUAAUCCAAGUCAUGGACAAAAGAGUUCAAGUGGGAUAAAUGGAACAGUAGGAUACAUCGCUCCAGGUAAUUUGUUGUCCACUUAUUAUCCUUUCUUCAAAUCUACUGAGAAACAAUAUUCUACUUUGGUGACAUGGUGAUGUCAUGUUA
This is a messenger RNA of Cornus florida, 2506 nucleotides long. RefSeq names its product probable LRR receptor-like serine/threonine-protein kinase At3g47570. Gene Ontology annotation, biological process: protein phosphorylation. The transcript has a single exon. Gene Ontology annotation, molecular function: ATP binding; protein binding; protein kinase activity. The record is from RefSeq and is a predicted model, not a curated record. NCBI's taxonomy places the organism in Eukaryota, Viridiplantae, Streptophyta, Magnoliopsida, Cornales, Cornaceae. The coding region runs from base 1 to 2496 and encodes 831 amino acids.